Eimeria mitis is the source of this 3543-nucleotide messenger RNA. RefSeq lists its product as uncharacterized. Lineage: Eukaryota; Apicomplexa; Conoidasida; Eucoccidiorida; Eimeriidae. The record is from RefSeq and is a predicted model, not a curated record. Bases 1 to 3543 code for a protein of 1180 amino acids. The transcript has 10 exons.
AUGCGCACUGGCCUGCCAGGGGACAGAGAAGAGGGGGGCCCCUUUGGUGCCUCCUCAAGGGGCUUCUUGGGGGCCCCUGGGGGCCCCUGGGGGGCCCCCCCUCAAUCCUCUAUCACUGACUCCUUCCGCGCGUUUCUCUGCAACAAGGAGGCAGCAGCAGCAGCAGCAACAGCAACUGUUGCUGCUGCUGCUGCUGCUGCUGCAGAGGAGCGAGAGAACUCCAGUAGACCGCAGGAAGCUUCUGGGGGCCCCCCCUUUGAGGCGGCCCUGAGGGGGCCCUUGGCCCUCCCCGCUGCGGGGGCCCCCCCAUGGGGUGCUGCAGCAGAAGCAGCUGCUGCUGCUGCUCCUGCUGCUGGCGAGCAGCAGCUGCUGCGUCGCUUCACCGCCUUGUGUCUUAGAGGGGAGAAGGAACGCGGGGUGUCUGUGGGGCCCCCCAGUAUGGGGGGCCCCUCAGCAAACGGGGGGCCCCCUGGUGGAGGGGGCCCCCGUGGAGCUGGGGGGCCCCCUGAGUCGUUGCCUGCAGCCGUUUGGCUGUCUGCGACUCGCCCCUACCGCUCAGCGGAGGGGGCCCUGGCGCUGCGGCUGCCUGCAGCAGCAGCAGCAGCAACAGCAGCAGCAGCAGAAAGUCUAGCAGCAGCAGCAUUGGGGGGUACCCUUGCGAGUCUGACGCACAGGUUAGAGACAGCUCGCUUCCUGCUGCUGCAAGGAGACAGACAGCAGCAGCAAACGACAGCAGCACCAACUGCUGCUGAGGGCCCCCACACCCCACAGCCUCUCCUCCACGUGCGAGACCCUUCUCCUCUGUUUCCUCUUGCUGCUGUCUGCUGCUGCUGCUGCGAUGGCAUUGACCCCGAGCAGCAGCAGCAGCAGCAGCAGCAGGUUGUAUCUCCUGAGGUGUACGUACACCCCCAAGAGGUGCUCUUUGGUUCCGCGUGCACCUGUAGCAAUAGCAGCAGCAGCAGCUACAGCAGCAGCUACAGCAGCAGCAGCUACAGCAGCAGCAGCAGCAGCAGCAGCAACGUUGACUGCCCUGCAAGAGCCAGGCCUUUCUUUGCUGCUGCAGAUUUGCGUUGCUGCUAUGAAGUGCUGCUCGCUGCUCACGGGCCCACAGCAGCAGCAGCAGAAAAUGCAGCAGCAGCAGCAGCAGCAGCAGCAACAGCAGCAGCACGUGAGGGAGCAUGCAAGGUGUCGGGGCCGUGGCAGGACGCGCUGCAGCAAAUUGCGGAGGUGGGGUCUCUGGUGCUUCGGCUGAAGGCCUUCGUAAACGAGUUUCUUUCGCCUCCUUCUGUUGUCAUCUCGCGCUGCAGCAGCAGCAAGCAGCAGCAGCAGCAGCAGCAGCAGCAGCAGGUGUUUUAUUAUGGCCUCACUCUUGCUGCGUUUGCAAGAGCAGUAGAGGCGGAGCUGUUUGCCUUCGAGCGGUUGUCUCCUCCUCAGCAGCAGCAGCAGCAGCAGCAGCAGCAGCAGCAGCAGCAAGUACCGGGCGGGGAGGCAGCCGUAGCCCUGCGGCUGCUGGAAGCCACGGCCCCCCCCUUCCUGCAAACGCUCUCUCGCUGUUGUUUUGCGGGUACAAUGGCGGAUCUAUCUUUUGAGUUUUCAUCUUCGUUUGAGGGGCCCCCAGGGGGCCCCCCCCCGCGGGGUGUACGUACACCUGGGCCCCAGCGGCUGCUGCUGCUGCUGCCGGAGCCUCUUCUCUUCUUGGGGCCCCUUGCGGAGCGGUGUGCUCUGCUGCAGCAGCUGCUGCAGCAGUAUAAUCCUGCUGCAGCAGCUGCUGCUCGUCUCUUCCUCCCGCAGCAAGCCAGCAGCAGCAGCAGCAGCAACCACAUCGAAUGCAACAGCAGCAGCAGCAGCAACCACAUCGAAUGCAACAGCAGCAGCAGCAGCAGCAGCAGCAACAGCAGCAGCUGCAGCAACACUUCUGAGCAGGGGGAGGGGCCCACAGAAGACACGGCUGGGGGCCCCACAUCUCUUUUUGGGGCCCCUGGGGGCCUCGGCUUCGCUGCCUUUUGCGCUGCGGUGCAGCAGCAGCAGCAGCGGGCUACAGCUCCAGCGCUGCAGGAUGCGUGCAGCAGCAGCAGCAACAGCAGCAGCAGCAGCAUGAACGGCAGCAGCAACAGCAGCGAAGACUGCAGGGAGACAGUCAGUCUGUGGGGCCCUUUGGCGAGCACCACAGCCCUUAUGCUGCAGCGAAACCCCCUCAGUAGCAACAGCAGCAGCAGCAGCAACAGCAGCAGCAGCAACAACAGCAGCAGCAGCAGCAGCAGCAGCGACUGUUCUUUGUUUCUUACGUUUGAGGCCAACAGCAUUGCAGCAGCAGUAGCAGAGCAAGACAAAGGAUUUGAGUUUGCUGCUGGCCGUCUCCUCCGCCUUGCUGCUGCUGCAGCAGACACCGAAACCCCUGCUGCUGCUUAUCUACAGCAACAGCAACAACAGCAGCAGCAACAACAGCAGCAGCAACCGACAAAGGAUUUGAGUUUGCUGCUGGCCCAGCAGCAACAACAGCAGCAGCAACAACAGCAGCAGCAACAGCAGCAGCAGAAAGAACAACAGGAUGAACAACAGCAGCAAACAGAGCUGCAGCAGGACCACAACGAACCGUCAGAGCAGCCAGAGGAGCAACAGCAGCAGCAACUGAACUCUGCAUAUCAAUCUGCUGCUGCUGCUGCUGCUGCUGCUGGUGCGGUGGUGCAGAAAGGGCAGGUGGGGGCCCCAGGGGGCCCCCGCAGAGACACUGGGCUGCACGGGGAGCUACCAUACUCUCAAGACACGGUGGAAGGGCCGCCCGAGGGGCCCCCCUGCAUGGUGGGACGGGUAGAGGUCCCUGGGGAGUGUUUUGGGGCCUCCAUGGUGGUGCUGCUGCAGCGGCCGCUGCUGCUGCAGGCGGCGCUAUAUAACAAAGCCCUGAUGCUGCUGCUGCAGCAAGACGGGAGACUCUGGGGGCUGCUGCGGCAGAUCAAAGAGCUGCUGCUGUUCGAGUCAACACACACAGUUCAGGAGUUUCGGUUGCUGCUGCAGCAACGUCUGCAGCAGCAUGUAGAGGAGCAGCAGCAGCAGCUGCUGCUGCAACCAGCAGCGCAUGCGCACAGGCCUGGGUUCCGCUGGCCCCCACCCCAGACACCCCGAGGUCAAGCCGCAGCAAAGUCAGCGGCAACAGCUGCAGCAGCAGCAGCUACAGCAACAGCUGCUGCUGCUGCUCCUGCUGCUCCUGCUGCAGCUGUUGCUGCUGCUAAGGGGGCCCUCUGCACCGACAUUGAGCUGCUGCUGCAGGGGGCCCUAAGUUCCCUCCCCAGCAGUGCAGCAGCCCAGGAGCAGCAGCGGCAACAACAACAACAACAGCAGCAGCAGCAGCAGCAGCAACAGCACCUGCUGCGGCUCACCUGUAGCAUGCGCUCCGGCGUUGCAGCAGCUGCAGCAACAGAAGCAGCAGAUGCAGCAGCAGCAGCAACAGCAGCAGCAGAGCUCCUGAGCUCGCUGCAGGUCCUCCCGGAUGCCCCGCCGCCCCUGCACUUAUUCCUGACAUCUGUAAACCCUAAACCCUCUCUCUAA